CAAAACUAAAAGCUAAAAACAUAUCAUGGACUCAAAAACAGUUAGAAGCUAUAUUCAUGUGGCUCUUGUAAUAUCUUUCCUAACAGCAAAUAUUGUUUUAUCUGAUGACAAUGUGCCAAUUCCUUCUGACAAGGCUCAAUUGAAUACAUGGUUUAAUAACAAUGUGAAGCCACUUUCUCAAAGAAAGAAUACAUUGGACCCUGCAUUGGUUACUGCAGAGGAAGGUGCUAAGGUUGUUAAGGUCAUGAAAGAUGGUAGUGGAGAUUUCAAAACCAUCACUGAUGCAAUUAAAAGUAUCCCUGAAGGGAACACUAAACGUGUGAUUGUGUAUAUUGGAGGUGGAAAUUUUAAUGAAAAAAUUACUAUUGGGAGAACAAAACCUUUUGUUACCUUAUAUGGGGCAUUAGGGGGGAACAUGCCAAACUUGACUUAUGGUGGCACUGCACAACAAUAUGGAACUGUUGAUAGUGCUACAUUGAUUGUUGAAGGUGAUUAUUUCGUCGCGGCUAACAUCAUGAUCUCGAAUACAGCACCAAGACCUGAUGGAAAAAGACAAGGAGCUCAAGCAGUGGCAUUGAGAAUUUCUGGUGACAAAGCAUCAUUUUAUAAUUGCAAGUUAUUGGGAUUUCAGGAUACAGUAUGUGAUGAUAGGAAUAGGCAUUUGUUCAAAAAUUGCUUAAUUCAAGGCACUGUGGAUUUUAUUUUUGGAAGUGGGAAAUCACUCUAUUUGAACACUGAGUUGAGAGUGCUUGGAGACACUGGAAUGACAGUUAUAGUGGCACAAGCAAGAAAAAGUGAUUCAGAAGACAAUGGUUAUUCAUUUGUGCAUUGUGACAUUACAGGAACAGGGAAUGGGACAUUCUUGGGUAGAGCUUGGAUGUCUCAUUCUAAAGCUGUAUUUGCUUACACCCAUAUGACCAGUGUUGUGAAUCAGGAAGGGUGGAGUGACAACAGGCACAGUCAAUAUGCUAGCACUGUAUAUUUUGGAGAGUACCGCAACACAGGACCUGGUGCAGAUCUAAAAGGUCGUUCCAAAAUCACAAAGCAACUAAGUGAUGCAGAAGUCAAGCCUUACAUAACACUUGCCAUGAUCGAAGGCUCCAAAUGGCUACUUCCUCCUCCAAAUCUCAAAGUGUAGUUAAUUAAUUAAUUAUUUAGUUUUUUAAUUAAUUAUUUUAUUAGUUAAUUAGCACAUUGGUUUUGGAUCAAUAUGUGCCUAAAGAUUACUUGUCAUGCAACCCGCAGUUUAGUGGAUGGUAAGGAAAUGUAAGUCUCUUGUUUUAGUUUCAAUAUUGCACAGAGGUCAUUGUAAGUUUAAGAAUAAUUAUUUAAUAGUAAAUGUCAACAAGUGUUUUAAGAGCACAUUUAAUUGAUUGACUUUGUUAUAUAAU
Molecule: messenger RNA, 1391 nt
Organism: Cicer arietinum (chickpea)
Lineage: Eukaryota; Viridiplantae; Streptophyta; Magnoliopsida; Fabales; Fabaceae
Product: pectinesterase 1-like
Biological process (GO): pectin catabolic process; cell wall modification
Molecular function (GO): pectinesterase activity
Source: RefSeq, a predicted model, not a curated record